AUGAUGUCUCGUUCGUUCCAUAGUCAUAAUGAACCAAGAACAAGAUCACAAUAUGUUUCAGAUCCUUAUUGUCAAUUAGCUAGACGAAAACAGUUUGAGGAAGAAUUAGAAGCUAUUCGUUCUCAAUCACGUUCGAUUUGGUCGAAACCUGAUACAUCACAAACAACACAUGGCCAUUUUUUUGCUGAUCCAGAACAAACUCAGCGAACUUUGACACGACCAACAUCAGCUGGACGAAAAAAUAAUCCACAUCCAAAAUUAGUUUUUAUGAGAACAGGUAUGCGAGAAAUUCCAAAUGCUUAUGGUGCACCACCAGCUCGUCUACCAUCGCGUGAACAAACAUCGAAUCAUUUACCAACACCAGCUCCUGAUUAUUUAGAAGAAAUGCAAAAUUUAACAUCAGCUGAGCGACACGGUGCUAGUGCUUUUUUAAAAGCAGCUAAUGAAGAUUCGAAAGUACAUGUUGUAGAAGCAGUUAAGAAUUAUCGGAUUCUAAUGAAAAAUGAAUACGAAUGUCCACCGAUUGGUGCAGCUGCAGUUCGUCGAGAAGAUGGAAGUCGAAGUGCCUAUUAUCCAUCAAUGAAUCAAUAUCGACAAGCUCUACAAAAUGAUAAAGAAUUCAAUGCUGUGAAUAAAGCUGUUGAAAAUUCUGAAAGUCAGUUAAAAUUAACUGAUGAUCAAUCACCUCAAGAACCGGUUCUUAAACGUAACUAUCGAUAUCCAAAUCGUGCGCCAGGUCAUUUUCAACGUCGUAGCCAUAGUCAUAAUCAUUGUCCAUGGCCAAUAGCUCGUCAACCAUUUCGUGGUGAUUAUUCGAUUCAUAUGGAUUGGCAUCCACGUUUACCUCAUCAUCGUUUAACAUGUUUAUGUUAA
Molecule: messenger RNA, 873 nt
Organism: Adineta steineri
Lineage: Eukaryota; Metazoa; Rotifera; Eurotatoria; Adinetida; Adinetidae
Source: the annotation of a GenBank genome assembly